AUGCGUGGCCUUUGCCAUGUCCUAUGGCUGAUUCCCGCCUUGUCUCCCUCGGUUUCUCAUUCGGAGUUUGCGGAUCUGCAUUGUUGGCUGUUCCCAGUGCAGCGGUGUCGUUCGGAUCCAGAGUGGCUGGCGGGAACACCGCGGGUCCUGCUGGGUCAACCGGCUGCGGAUCGAUGCUGGGAGGAAGCGCGGGAAGCCUGGAUCAACUGCAGAAAUGCCGGGCUGGAAGCCGUGGACUUUGCAUUGGCUCCCAAUGUGAAGCAAGCUGGUGAUGCAGCAAUUCCAGACUUCUGCUCGCUGGCAUACACAGGUUCCUAUCCAUCAAUGGCUACCCAAGGAUUGCUGCAGCAGCUCGAGGAGGAUAGAUCGAUGCGGGCCUUCUUUGAUUACCAGGUCUCUUUUUGGUGGGCAAACAAGGAAAUGACUCAAUUCUCAGACAUUGAUCUCAGCAGGCCCGUGUGCAACAGCUUGUGGAGACCGGUGAAGGAAAAGGCGAAUCUGAUUGCUGCCACCAACGACAGCCACUUCUGUGGGUCCUGCACAGAACAGCUGAAAGAUAUGUGGAUGCGUGCGGGAAAUGACUUGGACUUCGCUGAGUUCCCCUUCAGUGCAGCAAAGGCUGAUUGCUUCCUUGGAGUUUUGACCCUCACAUUGACUGAGCUUUUCUGUGUCCAUUCCUGCGCGGCAUUCGCUGACUCGGACGACUCUGAAGUUCCUGAUUGGGACAUUCACACCAUGCUUUGGAAGAAGGUGCAGUUGGAAUUGGAAGGUCUCUUCUUCUUUUUUGACUUCCCAUUGGCUCUCCUGGCAUCUUCAGGCUGGCCUGUGCUGCCGUUACUGCAUCGUUUGGGCAGAGCAUUUCAGCAAAACUUUGGUAAUGUGAUACCCAACGAUUGCGACCUUCUUGACGGGAAGAGGUCUGACGAGCUGUUUUCGCAAGUACAGCUCUUGCUGGACUCGAAAGAAAUGGAACUGCCCCAGAUCCGACAAAUUGCGGACACUGCCAGUGCCUAUCUCAAUGAUGUCUACAACACCUGUCCAUUUGCCGUGGGAACAGCUGUGCUGGCACUGAUGCGAGCGGCACAACUGUCCAGUGUCAUCCAAAUCUCUGAUUCCGAUUUUUCUUUUCUGGCCAUGGAUGCCAUGAAAACCUGGGACGCGAUGAAUGGUGAGCGCGUUGGACUUAAGAGACACUUCUUCUAUGAUCUUUUAACCACGCGCUGGCCGUGGCUGCAGCUAGUGGAGCAGGUGAACCGCUGGAGGAGCCCCCGACUGGCAAGACAUUGGCCGGUGGAUGACGUCGCAGUGAAGGAGGAGCUGCUUUUGCCAAGUUGCGAGGACCGUGUGAUGGCGUCCAGAGAAAGUUGGGAAUGGCAUUGGACAAAUUCACCCUUUCAGGCCCACGGCCAGAAGUUGGACCAGCCACGAACUUUCCACGAUGUCGCGUUGAGCCUGUGCAAACUCGAUGGAAUGGAAGUUCUUUUUCUGAGCGGCACGUCUUCAGGAUACAAAUGGGGCUCCUACACCGUGCGCGGCAGACAGGUUGCUCGGGGCUUGCGACGACUUUUGCCCAUGGGCCCAGAAGUGCGCGCAAGGGCCUGGAAUCAGGAUUGUACAACUUGGUGCAGUGACCGACAAGUCUAUGGAGAGAAUUGGUCGAACCCUGCGAUCAUUGUACAUGUCAAGUUUCCAUGCAAAUGUGCUUUGGAGAUGUUCACCACGGGUGACUCCACUUGGACACCUUUGCAUGUCUAUGAUCAGGUGGAUUUAUUCUCUUUGGUCCCUGAUGGAAUGGCUGUCUUCCUGGCUCAGACAUCAUUGGGUGCCCAAGAUUAUGGUUCGCACCCAUCAGUGCUCGCUGCUGGGAUGCAGGUCUUUUGGCAUCCCUUGCAUCACUCCAACGAGCAAGGAUACCAGGUACCUUGGCGCGAGAAAAUAGAGGUCAUUGGUACUCAUACUGUUCACAAUGACACUGAGCUCUUUGCAGCUGUGAAGCUUUUAGCCUCCAACUUGGGAGUGGAAUUUCUGCACAUCGAUCCGACCGCUCGCUUUGCAAACACCGCUGGAUUGGUCGUCAGUCCGCAACAAACACUCGAGCUUUACGAACAAUUUGGAGAGAUGGACAUCACAGUGAUGCGACAUGCUGGUUGCAUGGAUCAUCUCAACUGCAGUGCAACUCGAAGCUGGCUUUGCGAUCGAUACAAGACGGGGCAACGAUUGGUGAACGCUUUUGCAGUGGGUUUGCCAGCAGUUUUCUGGCACCAGCAAGGAUUUUUGGAUCUGGUCGCUGGAACAGAUUAUCCAGCUAUUGCCACAAGCAUGGACCAAGCCUUGCACUGGCUCUCUGAGUUGGUCACCAACUCGUCCCUACGUCUCCAGUUGCGUCAGCAGGCCCUGCAGCUGGCCGAGCCCUACAGCUUGGAGAAGCUGAGCCAACGCCUGGCGUUGAUCUUCGCGCAGGUGAAUGAGUCGUUUCUCAGCGUGCAGUCCUCCCCCAGCUUCAGCGAUGAGGUAGACAUUGAGGCAUUGCAAAGUGAAAUGUCCAAGGGAGUGUGCAAGGAAUAUUCGGCUGCAGGUCUGUGCUUUCUUUGGCCUGGUUUUAUAUUUGGAGGCUGCCUCUUGCUAUGCGGCUUUCUGGCACCAAAGACGUGUCACCUUUCCGUCGUGCAUGCGUUGAUGGACCUGGGGAUAGAGUAUAUCACUAUGAGCGGUGCGUUCUGUGCCAUCGUCUUGCUGUUUGCAAGUCAGGUGGGAAAACUGGUUGGUUUCAGAUUUGCUGCGCACAAAUACAAGGAGCAGCAACGUGAACGCGAGGAGAAGGAAGCAGAACUGCUGGCGUCGAAUAUGUUGAAGAGGAUGGCAACGACCAAAUCUUGUGCGCUAAUAUUUGCUGCAUCGUUCAUUGUCCUCACAGUGGUACUUUGGAUCUGGGGCAUUUUAUCAAUGCACUCCUCUCCACAGUGCGGCUGGGCUCACGCGGCAUUCUGGUGUUUAUUCGCGGUCUCAUUCAGCUCACUGGUCUUUGCCGGCUUCAUUCUUUGUAGAUACCACGACAGAAUUGAAAUCAGCUAA
Cladocopium goreaui is the source of this 3072-nucleotide messenger RNA. Lineage: Eukaryota; Dinophyceae; Suessiales; Symbiodiniaceae. The record is from the annotation of a GenBank genome assembly.